Messenger RNA from Drosophila albomicans, 1826 nucleotides. Its product is annotated as monocarboxylate transporter 9. The record is from RefSeq and is a predicted model, not a curated record. The transcript is spliced from 5 exons. Gene Ontology annotation, biological process: monocarboxylic acid transport; transmembrane transport. The coding region runs from base 47 to 1747 and encodes 566 amino acids. NCBI's taxonomy places the organism in Eukaryota, Metazoa, Arthropoda, Insecta, Diptera, Drosophilidae. Gene Ontology annotation, molecular function: monocarboxylic acid transmembrane transporter activity.
AAAAUGAGUCGACAAUCACUUACCGUCGAACGUUCGAGCUGCUAAGAUGACGGCGACGACAGGAGCAACAACAAGGCCAGCCAAAUCCAAAUCCUAUAAGCUGGUGCCUCCCGAUGGCGGCUGGGGAAUACUCGUCUGCAUCGGCAUGGCGUUUCCAUUUAUCAGCGGCCUCUCGUCACUGCCUUCGUUCGGUCUCGUCUUCGGUGACUUCCUCAAGAGCAUCGGCGCCGAAACGAGCUCUAUUGCGAUCAUCACAAGCACAUUCUUCUGCGCCAUGAGCUUUGCUGGUCUCUUUUCCGGUUCGCUCUUUCGCAAAUAUGGCAUGCGUCGCAUGGGACUUGUGGGCGGCGGUCUCUACUGUCUGGGCACAGCUCUGCAGGUGUUUGCCACAUCGACGUUGCAUCUGCUCUUAACGUUCAGCCUGUUGCAGGGCGUCGGUUUCGGACUCAUUGUGCCCACCUGCUAUACGACAUUUAACAAUUACUUUGUGCUCAAUCGUGUCAUGUGGAUGGGUUUCGCCCAGACCUUAAUCGGCCUUGGAGCGAUGGCCUAUCCCAUUGCCAUGCAGAAGCUGCUCGAAUGGUAUGGCUUUCGUGGUUGCCUCUUGGUACUCACUGGCAUCAAUGCACACGCUGUGCUGGGCAUGCUGCUCAUGCAGCCCGUCGAAUGGCACAUGAAACGCGUUCCCCUGGAUGAGGAGGAGUUGCAGCUGCAGCAGUCGAGCACUCCAUCACAGCCAGUCGUUGUCCAUGUGCAGCCAGAGACACCGCUGAAGCCAAUACCAGAGCUGGAGUUUGCCACAGAGUCGGAGGUCCGCGAUUCGCUACCUGUUUCGCACCUGAGCUCGCGCCGCGUCUCCUCGCAUGCCGAGGAACAUGCCCUGCAAAUACUGCGCAGUCGCGCCUCGAGCAUCACGAGUCUGGGCAACUGGACGGGCUCCAUGGUGGUGUCGGAUGCAUCGCCCCAAAUGAUGCACAGCCUGCAGGCAUCGCGACGUCAAUCGGUGAUCAGCGGAUCGCCAGUGGGUGAACAGGAGGCCGCCGCCCCUCCGGCGGAGGUCAUCACAAAGAAGAGUCUCUGUGCCACCAUUGUGGACUUUCUUGAUCUGACGCUGCUCAAACAGCCCGUCUAUGUGAACAUUGUGCUUGGCAUCACCUUUGCCCUCUACUCUGACAUCACGUUUUUCACCAUGCAGCCGACAUAUCUCUUUGAGCUCGGUUACACGAAGGUUGAUACCGCAAAAAUAAUUGCAAUAGGCGCUUCAGCCGAUUUGCUAUCCCGAAUAUUUUUGGCAGUUACUGCGAUUUUUAUACAGGUGCCGGCACGUUACAUUUACUUGGGUGGUGCACUUUUUACCGUCUUUGCUCGUUUCGCUUUCGAUGGAAUCACUGACUUUAUGGGAAUGGCCUGCAUCACAGCGGUUCUGGGCUUUUUACGUACUUGGAUUCACGUCCCUUUACCUUUGGUCUUUGCGGACUAUUUGCCCAAGGAACGAUUUGCAAGCGGUUACGGUUUAUUUAUGUUCACUCAUGGCAAUGGAAUGUUUCUUAUAGGCCCAAUAGUUGGUUACAUACGCGAUCGCACUCAGGAUUAUAUUUUGGUAUUUCACAUAUUAAACGUAUUUAUGGCGCUUUGUGCCUUUCCUUGGGUCAUUGAAGUUCUAAUCAUCAAGUUCCGCCGACGCAGUAAACUUGCCCGCAAUAAUGUUGGCGAGCAGAGCAAUGGUAACAACACAUUGGCGCAUUAAAUGUAAUCGUUUAUAUUAAAUGCUCAAUAAGCAUAUUUUGAGUUGUUUAUAAUGCCGUAUGCACACAUUUAUUAAAACU